UCACUGGUUUAUCGAACUUAUCUUGCAUUCUUCUCUUCUCCUCUCCUUCGUUUAAAUUGCUGUAGGUCGCUACGUUUCGGUGAAGGUCCUUUUCUUUUUUCAUCGGAUUCUAUGUUGUGCAGUCGCCUGUAUUUUCACUGUUGAGGUUUUGUGAUUUCUAGUGAUUUGUCAUAUUGACUUAAACCACUUUAAUUAAAUUGUGAAUAAUAUACAGUAUAUAAAAAUAUAGUGACAAGAAACAUACAGACGACACUAGUAUCACCAAAGCCAGAAUGCAUCGGGCACGGAGUGUGUUAAAUAAUUUAGUACCAUUUAUACCAAGUGCCGCCGGACCAGAACGGUUUGCAUCAUGGCUUCUUGGCACAUCACGAGCAUCUACUGUCAUCAGCACACGACAUUACAACUCCCCAGCAGCAGCCGAGUCCUUCCUCAAUGGCAGUUCGUCAGCGUAUGUUGAGGAGAUGUACAAUGCCUGGCUCGCGGACCCCAAGAGUGUACAUGUGUCAUGGGACUCAUUCUUCCGCAGCAGUUCAGCAGGUGCUCUGCCGGGACAGGCCUACCAACCCCCACCCAGCCUCGCAGAACCGGCCCGCAACCAGGUCCCUCUUACCAGCCUGGUACCUCACUUUGGUGGAGGUGUCGCCAUGGGUGGACAGAUCAAUGAGAAGAUCAUCGACGACCAUCUGGCAGUUCAGGCCAUCAUCCGAUCUUAUCAGAUCAGAGGACAUCACAUUGCCAAGCUGGAUCCCUUGGGCAUCAACAGUGCGGACCUGGACGACAGACACCCACCGGAACUGCUCUAUAGUCACUACUCCUUCGGAAAACGACCGGAAAGCACUUACUCACAACAACUCCAAAACAGAGUGGCCAACAUGAUGGAAAAUGAAGCUGAUAUGGACCGAAGCUUUAAACUGCCAUCAACAACGUUUAUUGGAGGUAAGGAGAAGGCUCUGCCACUGCGAGAAAUCCUGCGUCGAUUGGAAAAUACCUACUGUCGCCACAUCGGUGUGGAAUUUAUGUUCAUCAACUCUCUGGAGCAAUGCAAUUGGAUAAGACAGAAACUGGAGACUCCAGGGUGUAUGGAGAUGGACACCAACCAGAAGAGACUCAUCUUGGCUCGUAUCACCAGAGCGACUGGUUUUGAAGCGUUCCUGGCUCGCAAGUGGUCCAGUGAAAAGAGGUUCGGUCUGGAGGGAACAGAGAUCCUUAUCCCAGCUAUGAAACAAGUGAUAGACAAGUCUACCGAACUGGGAGUUGAGAGUAUUGUGAUGGGCAUGCCACACAGAGGCAGGCUCAAUGUGUUGUCCAACGUCUGUCGCAAGCCCCUCGAACAGAUAUUCACUCAGUUUGCUGCACUGGAAGCUGCUGAUGAUGGUUCAGGAGAUGUUAAGUACCACUUGGGCACUUACAUUGAGCGUCUGAACCGAGUGACCAACAAGAACAUCCGACUGGCAGUGGUGGCAAACCCCUCACACUUGGAGGCAGUGGACCCUGUGGUGCAGGGCAAGACUCGGGCAGAACAGUUCUACCGUGGUGAUGGAGAGGGCAAGAAGGUGAUGUCAAUCCUGUUACACGGAGAUGCCGCUUUCUGUGGUCAAGGAGUGGUGUUUGAGACAUUCCACUUGUCUGAUCUACCCGACUAUACGACCCAUGGAACCAUUCACAUUGUGGCCAAUAACCAGAUUGGCUUCACCACUGACCCCCGCCACUCGCGCUCUUCCCCCUAUUGCACAGAUGUUGCCCGAGUGGUGAACGCUCCAAUCUUCCAUGUCAAUGGAGAUGACCCUGAAGCAGUGAUGCAUGUAUGCAAUGUGGCAGCUGAGUGGAGAAAUACCUUCCACAAGGAUGUAGUCAUCGACAUUGUCAGCUAUCGACGUAAUGGUCAUAACGAGAUUGACGAGCCUAUGUUCACACAACCCCUCAUGUACAGCAUCAUCAAGAAGACUCCCAAUGUUCUGGAGAAGUAUGCAAGCAAACUUAUUAAGGAAGGUGUUGUCACUGAAGAAGAAGUCAAGGAUGUGAAAGAGAAGUAUGACAAGAUCUGUGAGGAAGCCUACACUAACGCCCGCAAGGAGACCCACAUCAAGUACAAGGACUGGCUUGAUUCUCCAUGGUCUGGCUUCUUUGAGGGUAAGGACCCUCUGAUGGUUUCACCCACUGGUAUUAAGGAAGAUACCCUGGUACACAUCGGCAAGAGGUUUUCCUCCCCACCACCCAAUGCUGCAGAGUUCGUCAUUCAUAAAGGUAUCGAACGUAUCCUGAAGGCCCGCAUGCAGAUGGUCGAGUCUCGCACGGUGGAUUGGGCUUUAGGAGAGGCCAUGGCAUUUGGCUCCUUGAUGAAGGAGGGAAUACACGUCAGAUUGUCCGGGCAGGACGUAGAGCGAGGCACCUUUUCACACAGACAUCAUGUCUUGCACCAUCAGACCGUGGACAAGGCGACAUACCGCCCUCUCAACUACCUUUACCCUGACCAGGCUCCUUACACUGUGUGUAACAGCUCUCUGUCCGAGUAUGCUGUGCUAGGUUUUGAAUUGGGAUUCUCAAUGACAAAUCCAAAUGCAUUGGUGUGCUGGGAGGCUCAGUUCGGAGACUUCAACAACACGGCUCAAUGUAUCAUCGACCAGUUCAUCUCUUCUGGACAGGCCAAGUGGGUGCGACAGUCAGGUCUGGUGAUGCUUCAGCCUCAUGGUCUGGAGGGAAUGGGUCCUGAGCACUCGUCUGCCAGGCUGGAACGUUUCCUGCAGAUGUCCGCUGACGAUCCUGACUAUUUCCCUCCGGAGAGUGAGGAGUUUGCUGUGCGCCAACUGCACGAUAUCAAUUGGAUUGUUGCAAACUGUUCCACUCCUGCGAACUACUUCCAUAUUCUGAGGCGGCAAAUUGCUCUUCCAUUCAGAAAACCUUUGAUUCUGAUGACUCCUAAAUCAUUGUUACGACACCCCGAGGCCAAGUCCAGCUUCGAUCUGAUGACAGAAAACACCCAGUUCCUCAGGGUGAUUCCUGAGGAGGGACCUGCAGCAGAAAACCCUAGUGGAGUGAAGAAGCUGGUGUUCUGCAGUGGCAAGGUUUACUACGACUUGAAGAAAGCUCGAAAUGAGAGGAAUUUGAAUGAUUCUGUGGCCAUUGCACGAGUUGAACAAAUCUCACCGUUCCCAUAUGAUCUGGUGAAGAAGGAGUGUGCAAAGUAUCCAAAUGCAGUUCUGUGCUGGUCACAAGAAGAACACAAGAAUCAAGGCUGCUGGACAUACGUGAAACCCAGAUUCCACACAGCUCUCAACGGUGUCAGAGAUGUCCAGUAUGCAGGCCGGCCAACUGCAGCAUCUCCAGCCACUGGCAGCAAGAUGCAACAUCUGCGAGAGUUGGCAGCCCUGAUUGAUGACACAAUGGCUGUGUAAAUCAUAAAAUAUUAUUCCAAAUAAAUUUAACAACUAACUAAGCUGAUUAAUUUUUAAAAAAUUAACUAGAAAAAUUACAUAUGUACCAGAAAAUUUAUAUUGCACUAUUUGUGAUAAUAUGUAGAUGUACACAUCUUAACAUAUUGUUUCCAUAGAAUUUUGCUGUGACAUCACUCUGAAUGCAAUUCCGGUUGCGUAUUGUGCAGUUGUGACUUGAUGCUCUUUUAAUUACAGUCUUAAUUUUAUGAAUCACAAUUUAUUAUUUAUUUUAUCUUUUGUAUUGUUUUAAUUCGUAAUUAAUUGUAGUUACCUGUAAAAUAAAUUAUUAUGUACAUAAGCGUGUACAUUUAAUUAAUAAUAUGAAUGAGUGCUAUUUUUGGGUAAUUAGAGAUAAGUUGAUUGAAUUUUAAUGUAUGAAUAUUGGCUUUAUUACAAAUAUAAUUAAUAAAUUUAUAUGGUUUUGGUUUAUAUAAAUAUCUUCAUGUCUAGAUACAGUAUUAAAAAAUAUUGUUGACAUAAAAAAACUUUGCUUUCUUAUUAAAACAGUUUCUCAACGUUUAAGUGGAGGUUAACAUUUAGCUGUCGGUAGGCUAUGAAUCUCUGAGCUUUGUCUGUGUUACCAUUCAUUAGCCGUAUACCUGGAGUAUGUCUGCACUAUAAGAUGUAGGCUAUAUAGAUUAUUUAUGGAUUAGAAAGUGGUAUUCCUUACUAUUACUCUAUUCUAUUAAUAGUUAUUACAAACUCAUAUGUUAUCAAAUCCAUGUUAUAGUUUUAAGCAAUAAAAUUAUUUAUGUAAA
Molecule: messenger RNA, 4189 nt
Organism: Homalodisca vitripennis (glassy-winged sharpshooter)
Lineage: Eukaryota; Metazoa; Arthropoda; Insecta; Hemiptera; Cicadellidae
Gene: Nc73EF
Product: 2-oxoglutarate dehydrogenase, mitochondrial
Exons: 18
Coding region: 273-3392 (1039 amino acids)
Biological process (GO): tricarboxylic acid cycle
Cellular component (GO): oxoglutarate dehydrogenase complex; mitochondrion
Molecular function (GO): oxoglutarate dehydrogenase (succinyl-transferring) activity; thiamine pyrophosphate binding
Source: RefSeq, a predicted model, not a curated record